AUGGCUCACCUAGGCUCUCGAUCCGCCUUCCCGCCCACCACCCUCACUCCCGCCACCACCUCUGCUCCCUCACCCGCCCUCUCCCACUCGCAUACGCCCACGCCAGGAUCCGCCGGAUCGAGCAACAACACCUUUCUCAUGUCUGCAAGCCCCGUGAGAAGCCGGAGGUCAGCCGUAGACGGCUACAAACCAAAGAUGAUCUCAACUAUUGGUGCCAAGCCCGCAUGCCUCGUCAAUGCCUCAGUCACCUACGUUGGUGACGACCAAAUAUAUGCCUUUGGAGGCUUCGAUCAAUAUACAGACGAAGUAUACAACCACGUCCUACGCCUCAAUCUCGUUACCCGGCAAUGGAAUCUGGUCGACAACUAUGGCGAUAUCCCAGGCGUGCGAAUGGGACACACCGCAUGUCUUUGGCAGGGUAACAAGCUCCUCGUAUUUGGCGGUGAGAACGAGCAUCGCCAACAUCUUGCCGACGUCAUUGUCUUCGAUCUCAAAACCGCUCAUUGGACACAACCGGAAUUGAACGGUCCCAUACCGCGCGGUCGCGCUCGACACUCUGCAGUAAUCUACGACGAUAAGCUGUAUAUCAGCGGCGGCCAGACUGGGCACGACAGUGUCUUGGAUGAUAUCUGCUACUUAGACUUGAAGACAUGGACUUGGUCGCGAACAUGGAGGUUCGUCCCUCGAUACGACCAUGCCAGCUGGAUCUGGAAUGGUCGCAUUUGGAUUUUCGGCGGAAUCAAUGACGAGAUGGAGAAGAACAAUGAGAUUUGGUGGCUCGAUCUCAAAGGGAGCCCUGAAUUCGAGCACGCAAUGAAGUAUGGGACUGGUGAUCGACAACUUACCUCAUCUCGCCAUCGCUAUCCCGUGCCGGCUUCAGGCCAACUCGCCACUGGCAGUACAGGUUAUACCGCCAACUCAAGCGUCCAGUCCUACCAUGGCAUGAGCUCCAGUCGCUCUCCGUACAUUGCUCCGGGAUCUAUAUCUUCGCUCAAGUUCCAUUCCAGCCCGAACCUACCUUCACAAGCGGCGGGCACGCAUUUCCACCUUUUUUCAUCUGGUUGCAUGCUGGACUUCGUCACACCUGCUGAGCUGAGUUGUGAGACCAGCCUUUCCAGCCUUGAGCUUGACUCGUUGCGAUGGCAAAAGCUAGCUGAGGGAAAAGAUUUAUACAGCCCAAAUUACCGCUGGCACUAUUGCACAAUGAAUCCCGAAGGUACACACGCCUGGCUGCUGGGCAGCCCAAUUGAAUCGGCAAAUGAUGGAAACCACAACGGCGAAUAUCUCAGCGACGUACUUGCCAUUGACCUUCGCAAAUAUGGCAUCCUGGGUAAUGAACUGGCUUCUGACACACGCUCCAAGAUGAUGCCUUCCUCCGACGCCAACGUCUCGUCUCACCUCAGUGGGAUUGGUGCGGACCUGUCCUUGACUUUUGAUCAGCCACCUGAGAGCGGCAGCGGUGCAGAUUUCAUAAUCACUGCAGAUCCCGACGACGAUGACUACAGUGACAUCGCCGCAGCUGAUUCCAACGGUUCAUCGACUGCUGUCGCACCUACUUCACGCCCAAUACACGUUCACAAGCUCAUUCUGCACGCACGCUGGCCACAUUUCGCGCGAUUGUGGAAUGCACAGAUGGCCGAAUUCCAUUCGAAAAAGAUGCAUAUCCCCGAACCCUAUUCUGCAGUCCGCGCUUUCUUGUUCUACCUCUACACCGACAGCAUUGCACCUAACCCACAGAACGGCCCGACGCUGAACGAUGUCGCCGGUAUGCUCGUCAUGUCCAACAUCUACGACAUGCCUCGCCUCCGCCUACUCUGUGUUAAUCGCCUAGGCCGAGAGCUGGACAUUGAACACGCAGCCAUAAUAUGGGAGCGCGCCGCUACCGCCGGCGAAGAGUGGCUCAAGCAACGCGCAGCUACCUUUUGCAUGCAAAACUUUGGUCGUGUCGUCCGCACCGCCGGCUACCGCAACCUCAGCCCUGCAAGCCUUAUCGAGCUGAGCUGCGAAGCCAGUCCUGAGGCUCGCAUUGUCGGUGGCGACGACUUGGAUCUCCUGUCCCAGAUCACGGGCCGUUCGUAUAAUGGGAGUAAUCGCAAACGCAGUCUCGGUAGCACGGGCGUACUGACGGGUGGUGAAGAUGAUGAUAUCGAGGAGGCAGAAGAUGAUGGCAUGGACGUCAAUUGA
Bipolaris zeicola 26-R-13 is the source of this 2184-nucleotide messenger RNA. RefSeq lists its product as uncharacterized. The transcript is spliced from 3 exons. Gene Ontology annotation, molecular function: protein binding. The coding region runs from base 1 to 2184 and encodes 727 amino acids. The record is from RefSeq and is a predicted model, not a curated record. NCBI's taxonomy places the organism in Eukaryota, Fungi, Ascomycota, Dothideomycetes, Pleosporales, Pleosporaceae.